CUUAAUGGACAAACCAGUAAUGACCAAGUCAGUCACUUGUGGUAUCUUAUCUUUCGCUGGAGAUGUUGCGGCACAAUAUAUCGAGCAAAAAUAUUCCAACAGGAACUCUUCCAUAAUCAUUCAUUUGGACAUGCAACGUACUUUGCGUUUUACAUCUUUUGGAUUGCUUAUCUUUGGUCCAUGUGCUCAUUAUUGGUAUCGGUUGUUGGAUCAUUGGUUUCCCAAAGCUACGACGAGGUCCUUGAUAAGCAAAGUAUUGGUUGAUCAAACAUUAUUUACUCCCGUGGCUAUAGUGAGUGUAUUUUCUUAUGUUUCCUUAUUAGAAGGACAUCCUUUCGUUGCUGUUCAAAAAGUGAAACAAGACUUUUGGACAACUUUGAAAGCAAAUUGGGCACUUUGGUUACCGGCUCAAACUAUUAACUUUCGUUUUACUCCACCAGAUUAUCGGGUAUUGUUUGUUAACUCUGUAGCGCUCAUAUGGAAUGUAUAUUUGGCAUCUGCUUCUGCUUCUCCAGUUACCAAAUGUACUAAUACUGAAGAGACUCUGACUAGUUGAUAUCAUCAAAAGUAUUUGUUUGGUUGGUUUUCAUAAAUCUUGUUUUUUUCUAUCCAAAGAAAAAUUGUU
Galdieria sulphuraria is the source of this 625-nucleotide messenger RNA. Its product is annotated as peroxisomal membrane MPV17/PMP22-like protein. The transcript has a single exon. The coding region runs from base 5 to 556 and encodes 183 amino acids. Lineage: Eukaryota; Rhodophyta; Bangiophyceae; Galdieriales; Galdieriaceae. The record is from RefSeq and is a predicted model, not a curated record. Gene Ontology annotation, cellular component: membrane; cytoplasm.